AUGGCCCGGUCCGCCCUGCUGCUCCUGUCGGUGCUGCUGCUCCUUGGGGCGCCCUCGACGGCGCGGGGGGAACCCAAGGGUGCCGGCCUCUGCAAGGUGAGCUUCCACCCGGGCGGCGCCCAGUGUCAGCAAUGGGGCCAGGGCGGGACAGACCGAGGAUGGGUCAACCUGGGUGCCUCCCCCGCGCCCGGAGGAGAAACCCGGCAAGGCCUGGAGUUGGCGCCUGUAUACACGGCCCUGAUCGUUCCAGCCGUCACCCCCAAGUUCAGGCGUGUGACCUCCGAUCUGUGGGUCCCCAUUGUCCCCCAGUCUGGGCCCCUGGGCCUGUCCUCGCCUUGCAGGACGCCCAAGGCGCCCCCGGUGAGUGUGGAGCUGUACUACGAGGCCCUGUGUUCCGGCUGCCGCGCCUUCCUCGUCCGCGAGCUGCUGCCCACCUGGCUCAUGAUGCUGGAGAUUCUGAACGUCACCCUCGUGCCCUACGGCAACGCACAGGAGCGGAAUGUCAGCGGCCAGUGGGAGUUCUCCUGCCAGCAUGGGGAGCGUGAGUGUCAGCUCAACAAGCUGGAGGCCUGCCUGUGGAGCCUGCUGGAGCAGGACAUAGCCCUGCUGACCAUCUCCUGCAUGGAGGAAAUGGACGACAUGGAACAGAACUGGAAGCUGUGUCUGCAGAUCUACCAGCCGGACCUGUCCCCACAGAGGGUGGCCCAGUGCGCCAGCGGGGAGGAGGGCAGCAGGCUUCUCCAUGUCAACGCCCAGCGCACGGACGCCCUGCAGCCCCCUCACCAAUACGUGCCCUGGGUGGUGGUCAACGGGAAGCCCAUGGACAAGCCGUGGAGACUGCUGCAGCUGGUGUGUCAGCUGUACCAGGGAGAGAAGCCCGAGCAGUGCCAAGCGGCCAGCAGCCCGGCCUGGGACGUCUGCGUCAGGUGAGGGACCCUCGUCACCCCCGACCGGACGCCCCUGGAGACCCCCCACCCGUGGUGCUGGCUGGAGAGAUCUGAUUACACAUCGGAGACCUGGAUGCCCGUUUACUCAAAGACAGAGACGGGGGCUGGGUGGCGACCCUGGUUAAGUGCACAUAGCACAGUGCUCAGGGACCCGGGUUCGAGCCCCCAGUCCCCACCUGCAGGGGGAAGCUUCAUGAGUGGUGGAGCAGGGCUGCAGGGGUCUGUCUGUCUUGUCUCUAUCUCCCCCGCCCCCUCAAUGUCUCUCUCUCUGCCCAAUAAUAAAGAUGAUUUUUUAAAAAAUAUUUGAAAGAGAAAGGAA
This is a messenger RNA of Erinaceus europaeus (western European hedgehog), 1266 nucleotides long. RefSeq names its product IFI30 lysosomal thiol reductase (gene IFI30). NCBI's taxonomy places the organism in Eukaryota, Metazoa, Chordata, Mammalia, Eulipotyphla, Erinaceidae. Gene Ontology annotation, cellular component: lysosome. The record is from RefSeq and is a predicted model, not a curated record. The transcript has 8 exons. Bases 1 to 930 code for a protein of 309 amino acids. Gene Ontology annotation, molecular function: oxidoreductase activity, acting on a sulfur group of donors, disulfide as acceptor.